This is a messenger RNA of Symbiodinium pilosum, 2445 nucleotides long. The record is from the annotation of a GenBank genome assembly. NCBI's taxonomy places the organism in Eukaryota, Dinophyceae, Suessiales, Symbiodiniaceae.
AUGAUGUUUUCCGCCAAAUCCAUCUUUGCAGUGCCCACGCACAGGCUCUCCUUGCUGUCCUUGUUGUUGGUUCUGCUGAGCUGUGGGGCAAUUCGGGACAACCUGGGCGCUGAGCCGGUACCCAGUGCCUCCACAGUUCACGCUUUCUACGCUGCAGACGAGCCAUCAAUAGAUGGACUCUGUGGCUCCAUACACUCGCUACUGGUAUCAUGCUCCCAGCCGCAGCGGCUAAUUGUGGAUGUUGCGGUGAAGGCCACCUUCAUCCCAGCCUUUCAGGCUCGCUUCGGCAUGACGGGAAACGCCCUGUCGGUGAUGACAGCCCCUGGAGCAGUCAUCCAGCUACACCCCCUUGAUGAGGUGAAAAUGAACAAAGUUUUCCAACAGCAGACCAACUAUUAUCAUGAGAGAGCUUCGCUUGACAAGUCAGUGGAGAAGUAUGCCCGCUUCUUCAUAGACACCCUGCUGCCUGAUGCAAUUGUGGUCUAUCUUGACACCGAUGUGGUCGUGCAAGACGAUGUUCUGAUUCUGGCAGACCGUCUGGCAGCAAGUGGCAAAACUAUGGCGUUUGUGGACAGGGUCCCGCGGGUGGCUUUGGGUGACUAUGUCUAUGCGGACAAGGUGACCGACCAGGAUCUUGCUAAGCUUGGCAUCUCCCGGAAGGCUUUGCUUAAGGCGUUCAGCGCCACUGAGUACAACGCUGGAGUCCUUGUGUUGAGCACCCGCCGUUGGGCGAGCUUAGGAUACAUGGACAAGAUCAAGCACUGGCUGCAUAUCAACUUUGUUUUGCACGGGAAGCUCUUCCGCGGCUUUGAUCAGACAAUGUUGAUGCUUAGCUUUGAGGUUUGGCGGCCGCCAGAAACGCGGGACUUUAUCGUUGUAGAGAGGGAGUGGGACGUGGAGGUCCAUCACCAGCUCACGAUUGACCACGAAUUCUUGGCCCAUCAAGCCAAGAUCCUUCACUUUAACGGCGAGCGCAAGCCGUGGCUGCCAAGCGAGGCAGAGGAUCCCUUAGCCAAGGAGCUCUUCCAGCCUCACUUAGAGAAGUUCAAGUCGCUUCUGGACCCAAGCAAACGUCCAGGGCAUUUGCAGUUGCAGCCCAUGAUGGCGGCGCUGAUAGCUCUUGCCAUGGCGUUGGCCCUUCUUGCAAUCUCAAAACUGUCGCCGGUCUGGAACAGCAUGAUGACUCCUUCCGAGUCAGCUCUUCAUGUGAAUUUGAUGGUUUGCUUCCAAGGCUUUAUGAACUACAGCUCUGUGGUGCUUUGUGCAUACCCGCUGUGUCUGGCACUCAACCUAUCGAAUGCUGCAGCGAUGUCCGGCCUCAUCAUUGGCGUCUUCAUGGAAGCAAGUGCUGUUGGCAUGGGCGUGAGUUGGAAGAUCUUGAAUGUGUAUCCUGAACUGUGGCGCAGGCACAUCAAGACAUACUUGGUGACAGGACUCUCGUGCCAGUUUCUCGGUGCGUUGGCACUCUGCAAGGUAGCCUUGGAGGUGAGGAGCGGCCGCACUCAUAGCACAUUGAUCUUCACGUUGCUGGCAGCCAGACUCCUCCAGGGUUUCGGUCACGGGCUGAAUGACCAGUUCAUGAAGUGCUGCAUCGUCAAGUUGGCCCCUGCGCAUGAUCGGCCACGGCAUUCCCUCAAGAAAUUCGUGGCCAACACGCUUGGUAUUGGCUGCGGGCCCAUUAUCAUUGCUUUAGCUUACUUCUUCUUCCACGAUGAGGUAAAUGAUGAAGGGCUGACCAGAGGAGCACAGAUUAGUGUGUUGACGGGACAGUGGCAGCUGACGAUGACCAUCACCGUGCUGGUGGGAGCCAUUCUGCUGUACCCAAGUUUGGAGGAUGUCGCAGACUGCGGCAAGACCAACUCUGCUGCUGGAGGGCACCAGACUGCGGUGUUGCUGGCGAGCAUCUUCAUGGAUGCGUUGCGUGGCUUCAUCACCUCCGGUGUGGAGGCCGCGUCAUGUUUGCUUCUCCAGGACCACUUUGCAUGGCGCCAAGACAGCAUUGGAUUCUGCAUCGGCCUGACUUUCUGCUUGGUGGUGCCGGGCUACAUGCUACACAAACAAUAUCAGGCGCGCUACAGCGACAUCGCCUGGAUAAGGAUCUACACCGGCAUCGCCAUGCUUGCGACUACCUUGCUAGGUACUGCGAAGCAGCCCUUGGGAAUUCUUGCCGCUGACUCCGUCAUUUUCCCGUCGAUCUAUUUGGCCGGUGCCUUGAAUAUGGGCAUCUUGAACACUAGUGUCUUUCCGGACGGCUCGCUCCUUGAUGCGAACAAUGUCAUGCUGAUCAACGGUAUCAUCUCCAAUGGUAUCGGACGCUUUGCAGGCCCAAUCUUCUCACGUUCCCUCAUUGCACACCUAGGGCAGAAAGCGUACGCCUCGUGCCAAGCUCUCGCCAUUGGCGGCGUUCUGGCCGCAUCUGGCAUGUUGAAACCACCCAUGCAAUGA